ACCAUAGCACUCAAUCUAUUAAGCUUCCCCUGUUUUCUUCACUCAUUUCUUCUCACUCACUUUCACAAAUAGCAUUUUUUUCCCUUCUCUAUUCACUCUGUCUGUACAAGAUCUUAAAAAUAUGGCUUCCAUCUCUUCUCUGAAUCAACUCCCUUGCAAAACCCUCCAAAUCACAUGCAAAUAUUCAAAACCCACCUCAAAAAUCUCAACUUUCCCAUCAAAAACAGAAGUACACAAACCAAUUUCAAUCAAACAAUCCACAAACCCAAAACCAAGAUUCACAGUACAAGCAACAAAAUACGACCAAGAUGACGAGUGGGGUCCAGAAGUAGAACAAAUAAAGCCAAGUGGAGUAGCAGUUGCAGAAGAAGAACCGCCAAAGCCAAAGGAACCUAGUGAAAUCGAUUUGCUGAAGAAAGAAUUGACAGAUGCUUUUUAUGGAACAAAUAGGGGUUUGAGUGCUAGCAGUGAGACUAGAGCAGAGAUAGUUGAACUUAUUACUCAGCUUGAGUCCAAGAACCCAACUCCAGCACCUACUGAAGCGUUGACUCUUCUCAAUGGCAGAUGGAUACUUGCGUACACAUCUUUUUCUGGUCUGUUCCCCUUGUUGUCCAGGGGCAAUCUACCUCUGCUUCGCGUCGAGGAGAUUUCACAGACCAUCGAUUCCGAGAAUUUUGCUGUUCAGAACUCUGUUGUCUUUGCUGGACCUUUGACUACAACUGAAAUUAGUACCAACGCCAAAUUCGAAGUCAGAAGUCCUAAACGUGUCCAGAUUAAAUUUGAUGAAGGCAUAAUUAGAACACCCCAGUUGACAGAUUCAAUCGAGUUUCCCGAGAAUGUCGAAUUCUUGGGGCAAAAGAUUGAUCUAAGCCCCUUCAAAGGCUUGAUUACUUCAGUCCAGGACACAGCUUCCUCAGUGGCAAAGUCCAUUUCAAAUCAACCACCAAUUAAGUUUCCUAUUUCCACCGACAGCGCACAAUCGUGGCUGCUUACAACAUACUUGGAUGAUGAGCUUAGGAUUUCCAGAGGAGAUGCAGGCAGUGUUUUUGUGUUGAUCAAGGAAGGCAGUCCCCUCUUGAAGCCUUAAAGAGACAUGCCCUUGUAUGAUCCCAAUAUAGAAGAGCAAACAAUAGAAUGGUAAAAAACAAAAGAUGAUGUAAACUAAAAAUAAUUUAAAUCAAACUCUAUAGAUGGUUUGGUCUCCUCAUGAUUUGUACCUGUGGUAUAUCAAAUAUUGAAAAAUUAUAGCUUGAAGCAUAUGAA
Lycium barbarum (goji berry) is the source of this 1263-nucleotide messenger RNA. RefSeq names its product light-induced protein, chloroplastic. NCBI's taxonomy places the organism in Eukaryota, Viridiplantae, Streptophyta, Magnoliopsida, Solanales, Solanaceae. The record is from RefSeq and is a predicted model, not a curated record. The coding region runs from base 122 to 1087 and encodes 321 amino acids. The transcript is spliced from 3 exons.